AUUUCACCAGAGACAGGACUGCCAAGUCAUUGAACCUCAGCCUGUUGAGGUUUGAGGUGUUGAAACUUACAGAGCAAGUUCGUCUCCGUCAGUGUGUUGACAACCGAGAAAGACAGAGGCCACAGAAAUACUUCGGCCCUUGUCCCCUGCUUUCUCCCUCUCUCGUGGCUAGAACCAACUUUGACUUAUCUGCUUCUCAAUUCAAGACCACCACUCCACAAUGUUCGCUUCUUUAGUUCACCAAUCCGAACGAGAAUACCAAGAUCACCCUUUUGUAUCUCUUCAGCCAUCAUCAUCGUCGUCGUCUGAUGAUACUGCCAUCCCAAUGCUGGUCGACGGCGAAGUCGAGGGACGAGACCAGGAAGAUGAUGAUUGGCCUGGAAAAAGAACAGAGCAGAGAGAACCUUGUUCAUCAUCCGCAGUGAAGAAGGUGGAUUCUAGCGAUGAGACCAAGAGCAAGAGUGUCUCGAAGGAGCCCAAUUUGGAUGGGUUGUGUUGUCCUAUUUGCAUGGAGCCCUGGGGGUCACAAGGGGAUCACCAAGUCAGUUGCCUUCCUUGUGGACAUGUAUAUGGUUUAUCUUGCAUUAGGAGAUGGCUUCAACCUCAUUUGAUUUCUGCUAAGAAAGUUCAAUCUCUUGAGGCUGAAAUUGGCUCCCUUAAGACAGAGAGAGCUGAUUUGCUUCAUACACAAGAUAGUUUACUCAAAAUACAAGAUAAUUUGCUCAAGGAAUUAAGCAAUCUUGAGGAGAAGCAAACUUGUACGGGGAACAUGUCAUUUGUGGAAAUGGGGAGUAAACCUGUUGGAUUUGCCAAUGUUAAAAAGGCUCAUAGAGCAAAAUUUGGUAACCUUUUUACUUGAUUAAGUAAAUGAGUUUCAUUAUGGUUCAUUUUUUU
Hevea brasiliensis (rubber tree) is the source of this 894-nucleotide messenger RNA. RefSeq lists its product as uncharacterized. The record is from RefSeq and is a predicted model, not a curated record. Gene Ontology annotation, molecular function: ubiquitin protein ligase activity. The coding region runs from base 221 to 859 and encodes 212 amino acids. Lineage: Eukaryota; Viridiplantae; Streptophyta; Magnoliopsida; Malpighiales; Euphorbiaceae. Gene Ontology annotation, biological process: interstrand cross-link repair; protein ubiquitination. Gene Ontology annotation, cellular component: nucleus. The transcript has 5 exons.